This is a messenger RNA of Topomyia yanbarensis, 2868 nucleotides long. RefSeq lists its product as uncharacterized. The record is from RefSeq and is a predicted model, not a curated record. The transcript is spliced from 3 exons. NCBI's taxonomy places the organism in Eukaryota, Metazoa, Arthropoda, Insecta, Diptera, Culicidae. The coding region runs from base 1 to 2868 and encodes 955 amino acids.
AUGGAUGGAAUGGAUGAAGCACGGAUGGAUGGAAUGGAUGAAGGGCGGAAAGGAAUCUACGAACUUUGGUUUGAAACGGACUACACAGGCAAAAAAGAGCAGCUGGAUUCUCUUUUUGAAGAUUUUAACGAGAUCCAAGCUGAUAUCGAAUGUGAACACGAGAUAAGUGAAGAGCUCGCUGACGAGCAAAUUGAAUUUGAGACGGAGUAUUUCCAAUUGAAGGGAUCCUUGGCAAGUAAACUCGCAGCUAUUGCUACCCCGUCUUCACCCACACCUGUUGCUCCACCUACUCAAACCACGGGUAUUCGUCUUCCUGAGCUCAAAAUCCCAGAAUUCAAAGGAGAUUUUGACGAAUGGAUGAACUUCCAUGACUUGUUUACCACUCUUAUUCACAUCAAUGGGCAACUAUCGCCAAUCCAAAAGUUUCAAUACUUGAAAGCAGUCUUGAAGGGAGAUGCUCUCCGCUUUAUACAAUCGUUGGCGGUAACAUCUGCAAACUAUACGAUUGCGUGGGAUCUUCUGCAAAAAAGAUACGACAAUCGGAAUCUGCUCGUAAAGCAACAUCUGUCAGCACUCCUCUCCACCCCUUCAAUCAAGCGGGAAUCUUCGUCAGCACUCUCGGAUUUGGCUGACACAUUUGAAAAACAUCUCGGUGUGCUAAAUAAACUAGAAGAACCGAAAGACCACUGGAAUUCUCUUCUAGUUGCACUGAUCUCUAGCAGACUCGAUCCUGUAUCUCAGAAGGAGUGGGAAAAUCAAUUGGCUGAAGAUAUCCGCCCUGCGUACACUGACGUGGUAAACUUUAUACAAAAACGCUCCCGAAUCCUCCAGUCUUUAACACUCUCCCAGUCGUCGAUCGCAAGUGGUAAGACAGAACCAAAACCAUCUCGAGUAAACAUUUCAUCUCACCACACUACUACUGAUGAAAAUUCGAAGGCAUGUGUAGUAUGCCACAAGGAAAAUCAUGGAUUGGCUAAUUGCGAUGAUUUCCUGAAACGUUCCCCGCAAAUUCGCUUCAAUCUUGUUAAAAAACAUGGUUUAUGUUUGAACUGCUUGAAACCAUCACAUCAUUUGAAAGAUUGUCCGUCUGGUUCCUGUCGAACAUGCAACAAACGACACCACACUCUAUUGCAUUUGAAUGCUUCAACAGCAUUAACUGUUCAAGUAAACAAACCAUCAAAUUCAAAUACACUUGCGCCACCCCGACAAUCCUCACAAUCGGCCUCGGUCUUCGAGUCGCCGUCGGUGGAUGAAAUGUGCAUUACCGAUCAAUCGCACGUCCAUCGGGAUAUGGAAUCGUCGUCGGGAGGCCAAGACAAAUCGUUAUCGUUCGCUCUUUCGUCGUCGGGUAUACCGUCAGGGUCGGCUCAAAGUUCCACACAAGUAACAAGCUACCCAGUCGCUUCACCAUUCGAUCUUGGUACGAAGACAAACACCACAGUCUUCAUGCUCACAGCCUACAUCAGGGUUUGUGAUAUUGAUGGAACAAAAUUUCUCGCACGCGCUCUAUUAGACUCAGCAUCCGAGCGCAAUUUCGUAACAGAGAAUCUCGCUCAAAAGCUUCGCCUCAAACGAGAUCGCUCUGAUAUCACUGUGUUUGGGAUUGGAAACAGCGAACAGCACGUAACACAGGCAGUCUCGAUCAAUGUGUCAUCUCGAGUGGGUCCUUUUAAUGUAGACAUCGAUUUUCUCAUACUGCCCAAUUUGACACGAAUUCUUCCUUCGACAAAAGUGGACAUUUCGAAAUGGGUAAUUCCUAAUCACCUCCCAUUAGCAGACCCUAAAUUCCAAAUCGCUCACCACAUCGAUUUGAUCAUCGGAAUUCAAUGGUUCUUCUCACUGCUAGAGAAUGAACAAAUUUCGCUCGGGCCGCAGCUACCAAUAUUGCGCAAAACUGUAUUUGGGUACGCUGUCGCUGGUGAUCAUUCUCAGCAAGAUCUCAUUCGCACCGCCGUCUGCAAUGCUGCCAUGACUUUCGACAAACUUUCGGCAGCAGUAAAGAAAUUUUGGGAGGUUGAAAGCUUUGAGGGAGGCAAAUGCCUCUCGUUGGAAGAACAAUAUUGCGAGAAUCAUUUUUUGAGAACCCACUCAAGAGCCCCUGACAGUCGGUACGUGGUUCGGUUACCGAUUCGUGAAGAAGUGUUGUCGGAACUGGGAGAGUCGUUACCGGUCGCCCUUCGUAGAUUUCAUGCAAUUGAGAGGAAGUUUUUUGUCAACAAACAACUACACUCGGACUAUGGCCAAUUUAUGGCCGAGUACAAAUCGCUUGGACACAUGGAAGCUGUCACACCAGACCCUUCUCUACCUAACUUCUAUCUUCCUCAUCGCGCUAUCUUACGACCGGACAGCACAACUACUAAGACACGCGUCGUAUUUGAUGGCUCAAGCAAAACGACGAGUAAACUAUCCUUGAACGAUCUUUGCUACAUCGGCCCCACAGUUCAACCUCCACUGAUAGCCACAAUUCUCAACUUUCGUUUGCCUCAAUACGUCAUAACUGCUGACAUCGAGAAGAUGUACAGGCAAAUUGCUGUACAUCAAGGUGACCGUACGCUGCAGCAAAUUCUAUGGAGAAUUCAACCAACCGAUCCUGUGAGUACAUAUCAGCUUACUACUGUGACCUAUGGCACAGCUUGUGCACCGUAUCUCGCCACUCGUGCCCUUAACCAAUUAGCUGAAGAUGACGGAGAAAAGUUUCCACUAGCAGCUCGUGUCGUAAAACGGGCGUUCUAUGUCGACGAUUGUUUAGCUGGAGACGACAAUAAGGAAAAACUAAUCGCAACCUCCACCGUAUCGCAGAACGAUCGACAGCAGCAGCAGAAACCAACAGCAGCAGAUUGGGUGAGUCGUAUCGUUCUUGCUAGAUAA